GAUCAGCCGUUACAGGAGCCGGAGCUGCCUAUUAAGCUCGAUCAAGAUGACAACCUCCCCAAAGCAUCGAGACUUCGUGGCAGAGCCUAUGGGGGAAAAGCCAGUGGGGAGCCUGGCUGGGAUUGGUGAAGUCCUGGGCAAGAAGCUGGAGGAAAGGGGAUUUGAAAAGGCAUAUGUUGUCCUUGGUCAGUUUCUGGUGCUAAAGAAAGACAAAGACCUCUUCCGGGAAUGCCUCAAGGACACAUGUGGCGCUAAUGCCAAGCAGUCCCGGGACUGAUUUGGGUGCCUUCGAGAAUGGUGUGAUGCCUUCUUGUGAUGUUCUCUGGGGAGCCCUCAAUCCCCAGCCCCAUUAUCAAGUCUCCAGAGUUUGCAGCUGAGUGGGGCUCCUUGUCCUCUACAAAGGAAAAGAUUGCUGUUGUCUACUCCAGGGUCUUUGGGAGUUCUCUCCCCUCACCAUUUCAAUCUUUUUGGAAUUUUUGCUCUUGCAUGCAACUCCCUUUAUCUUUCCCCUGCCAGUUCCAUGGAAACCAUUAACCAGCUUUUCUGAUUGGAUUUCUGGCCCCUUCCCUCACCCCCACCUUCACC
Molecule: messenger RNA, 585 nt
Organism: Sciurus carolinensis (gray squirrel)
Lineage: Eukaryota; Metazoa; Chordata; Mammalia; Rodentia; Sciuridae
Product: barrier-to-autointegration factor-like
Exons: 1
Coding region: 47-277 (76 amino acids)
Molecular function (GO): DNA binding
Source: RefSeq, a predicted model, not a curated record